Molecule: messenger RNA, 3833 nt
Organism: Adelges cooleyi (spruce gall adelgid)
Lineage: Eukaryota; Metazoa; Arthropoda; Insecta; Hemiptera; Adelgidae
Gene: ebo
Product: exportin-6-A
Exons: 17
Coding region: 324-3245 (973 amino acids)
Biological process (GO): protein export from nucleus
Molecular function (GO): nuclear export signal receptor activity
Source: RefSeq, a predicted model, not a curated record
ACGUUCGAAAAUGUUUUUUUUAAUUUCAACAGGAAGGUAAAUAGUAUUAUUGUUGAAAGUUGAUUCUCAAAAAAAAAAAACAAGAUCACAGACUAUGUUAAAAGUGCACACAAUUCACAGACACGGUUUCAAUCUAAAAACUGUACAAAUAAUGUAAUCGCGUUGGCGUCCGAACAGUGUGUGUGUGUGUGUGUGGUGAGUUUUCCAAGCACAUCUACUCGAAUAAUGAUCUCCACUCGGAUUCCCUCUACUAAGUUUUGAAGUCUCCAAAAACAUAGUUACUCAAAAGAAGUACUAUACAAAAUCAAACCGCAGCCGUCGCCAUGAAUACACAGGACAUAGCCGCGUACGAAAACGAAAUGAAGACGUACGAAGUGAUGAUGUCACAGUUCUACGAUCCGAGUUCGACCAACGAACUCAAGUACAAAUUACAAGAGGAGUUUGACAAGUUUGGCGAACAAGACAAGUGUUGGGUGCAGUGUUGCUAUAAUCUGGAGAACAGUAGAAAUCAAUAUCUGUUGAUGUUCAGUUUGAAUACAAUGGAGAUGAUCAUCAACAAGAAAUGGGAAAAAAUGACGUUGAAAUCCCAAGAAACCCUAAGGGAAGCAAUUUUCAAUCAUAUUGUAAUGAAGCACGAUAAUUAUCCAAAAUUUAUGAUCAGUAAAAUGGUCAAACUACUGGUAGACAUAGCUAGAAACGAUUGGCCAGUGCGGUAUCCUAAUUUUAUUGAUCACAUUAUUCAAUUGCUCAUGAACCCAGAUCAAGUCCUAUUGGGUCUAUCCUUUUUACUAUUGUCGUCCGAAGAAUUCAUCAGCCCCAAAGAAGAUCUUUUAGGAAAAAGAAAACAAGAUUUGAGAGUGAAUUUUCUAAAACACAUUCCAAAAUUGUUUGAAAUAUUAUCAGACAUACUUAAAAAUGCUCAUAAAACAUCCAACUUAGAUGAAGUGUAUGAAGCCGUGACAAAAGUGUUUUCCGAUAUGUUCACUUGGCUACCAUUUGAAAAAUAUUUGACUCAAGACCUGUUGCACACGUUGUUACCAUUAGCAAAAAAAGAGAACGCAACAGCUAUUAAUACAUUGACCAUAUUUAAUGAAGUGUUAAGCAAAUCGUAUACACAGACUGAAGAUAGGUAUUACAUUCUGUCUGAAUUAUGUAUAUAUACAUUCCAAUUAGUUGAAAAUAUAGUUGCUGUGCCGGACAUUGGAUUCGUUAGUGAAGCGUAUUUGACAAUACUUACUGAAAUUUUAUCAGUCGUAAUAAGGAAAUAUUGGAAUUUCCUUGACAAUCACUUUCCCAACGGAGAGUUUUUAGAUAUGUUAUUACAAUUUACAUUCCAGCAUUUUGUAAUAGACUGUUACUAUCAAUGUUUAGAUAUAUGGUGUGGAAUAUUCGAAGCAUUAUCUGAUCGACCAGCAUGUGUGGAAAAAUAUCGUCGAAUAUUUUUAGAUCUUGUCGUUAAAGUCACUCAAAAAAUGAAUACUUACGGUAAUUUUAAUGAUGAAAUCUACGAUGAUGAUGGCCAAACCGAGUGUCAGAUAUUUUUGAAUAAAAACAUUGAAAUUAUAUCAAAUGUAGCACAUUUGUACCCUGAUGUUUCUAUAUCUGUGGUUGACAACUGGAAAAUUUAUAUUAAUGAUUAUAUAACAAUACUAAAUUCACCAAUGUUGCUGGAAAACUUUAAUAACUCCAAAUGCAUGUUCUUGGUACCAUCUACGAGAACGUUGACUAGUCUUAGUAACUACUAUGAAGACUCCAUGAAAAUUGCAAUUACAAAAAUGCUUAACGACAUAGCUAUUCAAGGCGUUGCCACAACGCCGCUCUAUCAAUUGCCCGUACUACCGUCGACUACGAAAACGUUGAUUCAAAUCCAAAGCGAAAUCCUUACUGCGUUGUCGAGGUGGAUGCAUUUGUUAAACAAUAAUAAACAAUUUUGUAUGGAGCAAAACCGAGAAAAACUGUUUUCCGUUUUGGUCAAUUCGUUGCAAGACACGAGUCAACCUACUCAGAUACACGACGCUUGUGGAAUAUUGUUGCCCACGGUUACCGAACCUAUGCUUACCCAUAUUAGCGAAUACACAUCGCUGCUGGAACUUUUACUCUCGCCAUUUUUAAACGGUUCAAUUUCUUUAAACCAUCUCCAUAAAAAGACUCGUUUGUCAGUACGCGUGACGUCUUUAAAGUUUCUUUUGACUUGUCCCAGCCAAGAGGAAGAGAUCAAAGUUUUGGUCCUAAUGAAUUAUCUAAAGUCGCUUGCACCUUCCGGAUUGAACGAUUUGAAAAUGUUGACCGACGUGCUCGUCAAUAGUGGACCUUACAAGAUGUCUACCAGAAGAAUUAUAUAUCGUUCUAUCGAACCAUUUUUGGUUGAAGCGGUCACACAUCUGAAAAACGAUAUGCAAUCGGAAACUUCUCUUAAAUUGCAUAUGGAUCGAUGUGAACGAGUGAUAACUUUUCUUUCAGAAAUUUACGAAUUACUGCACGACACCAUGUCACCGCAGUUUGUGCAAGUACUCAUGCAGACAUUCGUGGAUUUGGACAUAAUAUGGUCGGCUAGCAUGACGUUGACUAUUAAAAUGCUCGAGGUAUUAUCGUUGAUCGUGAAAAAUUCUUCCAAGUCCAAUAAAGAAUUUACGUCUGCAGUAAUUAAAUUAGCAUUGGAGAAAUUAAUUCCGUUGGUGGCGUCAAAUUGUUAUCCUCCAACAGUGCCAGCACUGUUCAAUUUGCUCUAUUGCAUUUUAAUGUACAAAUGGAGAUAUUUUUUCCCAUCUGCUCCUUCGAUGACUAUGAAUUCCAACAAUGGCAAUAAUAUUGACAACUCUGAACAGUUUACGACAAUUCUAGAAGUUGUAGGAUAUUCAUUUAUGACAAAUGACAUAAGUAUUUUUUCACAGAAUUUAAGAGCAAUCGAAGAACUACAUUCAAAAUGGAAUUUAUACGCAAAGGAUUAUUUUAAGCAUUAUUUCCUAAGCAAGUAUAUGACCGUCCUUCUUAAUAUAAUGGUCAAUAAAAGUCAUACAUUAUUAUGCGAUGAAAUAUCGGUGGCAAUUUACAAUAUGGCGAGUGUCAACUUUGAAUAUUUCUUUUCGAAAUUUUUACCCGAUUACCUCAAGCAGACAGAUAACAUACGUAAUGAUCAACGACAGUUUUUGAGACAAAAGCGCAUGCAACCAGUCAAAGAAUUACCAACGUUUGUGGCUAAUCUAGCACAGUUAACUAACGACAUUCGAUGUUCAAAACAAGUAUAAUAUUUCAACAUUUUUUUUAAUCGACUGAUUUUCAUUUUGACCGUGUACUUCAUCCAUCCAUUAAAAAAUAACUUUUUUUGUUGGUAUUUAGGUGUUGUAAAGAUUAAGUAUUGAUUUAUGACUAUUUUUUUUAUAUUUAACUUGCUAUUAUAUAAAUAUAUAUAUAUAUAUAAAAGAAAAAUAAUUAAAAACGUGUGUAAUCGGUGUUAAAUGUGUAGUUACAGUAACCACCAGGUCAGGAUUUAAUUUUUGGGAUGAGCAACCGUAUACAACAAUUUUAUGUAUUCCCCUUCUUGUAAUAUUAUUAUAUAUUUUUUUAAGAUUUUACGACUUGAUACUUAUAAUAUUAAAUUAUGAUCGUUGUACUUAAACAAAACAAUGUUAUUGGUUUUUUUAAAAUUAGUUUUUACCUAACUUCUUAACUUCAUCCCAGUCGAUAAUUUUGUUGUUGUCGUUAACGUUAUUGUUAUUUAAAAGUAUUCCCAGGAAAGAGUGGAGGGUUUGGUGCAAAAACUAUCAGCACUAACCAUUAAAUUGUUAAUUGAUCACACAAUUCCCCUUGACGAAGCAUUCAAAUAUUGGUGAUUG